Misgurnus anguillicaudatus (oriental weatherfish) is the source of this 3416-nucleotide messenger RNA. RefSeq names its product protein tyrosine phosphatase non-receptor type 12 (gene ptpn12). Gene Ontology annotation, cellular component: cytoplasm; nucleus. Gene Ontology annotation, biological process: protein dephosphorylation. Gene Ontology annotation, molecular function: non-membrane spanning protein tyrosine phosphatase activity. The record is from RefSeq and is a predicted model, not a curated record. NCBI's taxonomy places the organism in Eukaryota, Metazoa, Chordata, Actinopteri, Cypriniformes, Cobitidae.
CACGAGACUUGGUUUUGUUUUGUGGAUGAAUUAAACGUCUUGUAAGAAUGGAGCAAGUGAAUAUCUUGAAGAGUUUCAUUGAAGCCAUGAGAAGAGGCGAGCAGAAAGGAGAAGAUAACUUCAGCUCGGACUUCAUGCGAUUGCGUCGAUUAUCAACCAAAUACAGAACAGAGAAAAUCUACCCUACGAAUGUUGGAGAGCAGGAGGAAAACGUGAAGAAAAACAGAUAUAAAGACAUUCUGCCAUUUGAUCACAGUCGUGUGAAGUUGACGUUAAAAACAUCUAAUGAAGACACAGACUACAUCAAUGCUAACUUCAUCAAGGGAGUGGACGGGCCUGAGGCUUACAUCGCCACACAGGGUCCGCUGCCCAACACUGUGCUGGAUUUCUGGAGGAUGAUCUGGGAAUAUAAGGUUGCGGUCAUAGUGAUGGCGUGUCGAGAGUUUGAAAUGGGAAGGAAAAAGUGUGAACGUUAUUUUCCUCCGUUUGGAGAAGAACCCAUGACUUUCGGACCCUUCAGGAUAUCCUGUGAAUCAGAACAACCAAGGACAGAUUAUUUCAUCCGGACGCUCGCGGUGGAGUUUAACAACGAAACCCGGCGAUUGACGCAGUUUCAUUACGUGAACUGGCCUGACCACGACGUCCCGUCAUCAUUCGAUUCCAUAUUAGAUAUGAUCGCUCUAAUGAGAGAAUAUCAGGAACAUGACAACGUUCCCAUCUGUGUCCACUGCAGUGCUGGCUGUGGGCGGACGGGAGCCAUCUGUGCAAUCGACUACACGUGGAACUUAAUGAAAGCUGGGAAAAUUCCAGAGGAUUUUAACGUUUUUCAGCUAAUUCAAGAGAUGAGGACUCAGCGCCAUUCUGCAGUACAGACCAAAGAGCAAUAUGAGCUGGUUCAUCGAGCAAUCGUUCAGCUCUUUGAGAAACAACUGAUGCUUUUAGAGAGUCCAACAAACUCUGAGGGCACAGACGGGAUGGAAGAGGGCAGCCCGGAAAAACCCAGCCAGAACUCAGAUGAGGAAAGAUGGGACGCGCCCCCUCCCAAACCGCCCCGUAUCCGGAGUAAUCAGGUGGAGGGCGACGUGAAGGAGGAGAUUUUGCAGCCCCCAGAGCCGCACCCUGUUCCUCCAAUCCUCACCCCGUCCCCUCCUUCUGCAUUUCCUACAGUCACAAACGUGCGUCAAGACAAUGACCGAUACCACCCAAAACCUAUUAUGCACGUGGUGGCAUCUGAGCAGAAUCCUGACCUCAAUGAGAACUACAACAAACCUGGAGAAAAUCACCCAGCACCUCCCGCCCUGACAAUGCAACCUCCCACUCCCUCCCCGAGCGAGGGGCUCGACAAACGUCUGGAGCGAAAGCUGAGCAUCGAGAUCAAGAAGGUUCCCCUGCAGGAGGGGCCCCGCAGCUUUGAGGGGAACGGCGCCCUGCAACGCGCGCAUGCCUUUAAACGCUCCAACACCAGCAGCAGUUCCAUGUCCGAAGACUCUGACGAUGCUCCACGACCGAAUCACCUACCACUUAAAGCGGAAAAGGGUCAGGCCACUUGGUCCGUGCCUAGUCCCGACAGGCCGACAUCACCGGCCGAGUGGACUCCAAGCCCCACCCCGCCAUCUGUGAUUCUGUGCGCACCACAUAGAACCGCUCUCAGCUUCACCAACCCACUUCAUUCGGACUUCUCUGACGCAGAGGAUGGAGGGAGAGGUGGCGCCAGCACCAACUCCAGUAUUUCCAUGACAACUAGUACAGUUUCUGUGGCACAGCAGGGAGAGAAUGCCCCCCGCAGGGUCACUCCGAUGUCCAUCGCUGGCAACAGUCUGCCAACAGGGACCAGCACAAACUGUGACGAGAGUGAAGAUUCACCUCCCCCUCUUCCCGAGAGAACCCCUGAGUCCUUCCUAAUGUCCACAGACCCCACAGAUGUGAAGCUGUCACCAACUGAGGAUGUUUUAGAAGAAGCGUCUUCACAGGUGUCAGGAAGCACACAGAAGAAAACCCUUGCCAGUCCUCGAAAGAGCGAUGUGGAGCAGAAGGGUCCAAAGGCUCAAGAUGCGCUGUCAGUGGCCACACCCCCAGAUGUCCUAAAAGACAAGAAAACACAAACUCAAGCCAUCUCCCAGAUGGGAUUUGGCAGCCGUUGCGCGCAACCCAAAGGCCCACGAGACCCUCCGACAGAGUGGACAUGACUGCCAUCAUGUCAUACACUUGGACGUCGCACCUCUUCAUCUUUUUCGUCGCUGCAGACGGUCGAUUAAAGGCUGUAUGGCCUUAUCUCUGACUAACACAAUCAGUAAAGAUACAGUGAUAAUCUCCCAUAAUGCACUUGUGCGCCCACUGCUGCUGGCUGCUGUGAACUCAAUGUGCUGGUGCUAGAAACCAUCUGCUGGGACCAGAAAUCUGCCUUAUUGCUCAGUGAUUAGACUAAGAGGUAAUAAACAGAUACUAGUUAGUGACGCUGCAUCUUUUCCAGUAGUUUUAGAUCUUCAUUUUGACCAGACGACAAUAAGACGUGUGUGUGUGUAUAUAUACACGGGGCCAGAUGACUAUAUCCGCAAUCUUGCAUAUGUGUACAGGGCUGUGCAGUAAAUGUUCAUAAUAACAAUGAAAAUGUACUAUCACUGAAUAUGAUGAUGCAUGAAACCUGUACCUCAAUCUGUACAUUAUCUGCCCAUCAUGUUAGAAGAAAUGUUUUCAGGGUUGUUUUUGUUAGUUUGUCAUUUUUUUCUCCUGUUCUUUUAUUUCUAAUAUUCAGGUGUGUAUUUUUUUGUUUUCAAAGGCUGGUAUGUUAUCAGCCACAUCACGACAUGCCGCAGACUCAAGAUUGUAAUAAUGCUUUUGUAAAUUGAAUUCUAGAGGUUAUUUUUGUAUAUGCCAUUUUCUCACGUUACAAAAAACGCCCUGACAGAACUCUGUGCAGACUGUGCCUUUUUGUGUUUGUGUGUGUGUAUCUGUCUUUGUUUUUGUGUGUUUGUUUGAGAGCAUGGGUGAAGUGCACAGUGUCACAUUUAAAUCUCUGGGAUUUUACUGAACCUAAAAAAGCAGUUAUUGUUAAUAUAUAAUGUGUUGGAAUAUAAUCCUUUGUUCACAUGACUGAUGUCAGAUCAGUAGUAUUUAUUAUCUUGCCUCACACACAGACUCUGCUCACUCUCGCCCUCUGCAGUUGCAAUGACAAUCUGCAUUCUCUCUCACUCAUGCGCAUGCGCGCACACAGUGUAAUGUCUGGUAAUGUAUAAUAUGAAAACAGUGUUUGUAUUUAAGUUGAAGGCAAUCAGUGAAUUGACACAGAUUAUGUCUAGUGUUAAACUUCCGCUGCCGUUUUUAUUUGUCACAAAUCUUACAUUUUCUGAUUUGUUUAAUAAUCUGCAGCCAUUAAACUGUACUUCAACAUUCUACAAUAAAGCAAUACAUUUAUUUGA